AUGUAUCCACUCGGGGAAGAAUACGCAGUCCUAGCCUCCGUCGACACAGCUGCGUUGCCCUCGCCGAUUCCCCUGGAAGAACAGGCUCGAGCUCAGCGACCCCAUCCGCUCCUCGCCGCAUUCCUGCACCAACGCGAAGCUCAGGAAUUCGUACAAGUCUAUCUCGACGCGCACUUCUACUCACUCUCCCCGCAAGCCAGCACACGAUCGCCGGCCGCCGCGACUGCUCCACUCCCCGACUCUCAUCGCGAGUCAGUCUCCCCUCUGCUGGUCGCUGUUGACGGUGAACUCGCUGCGCCCGCGUCCUACGCCACCUUGACGCCACUGCACCGAUACAUCUGCCCGGCGUCGCAUCCCAACACACAUUCAUUGCCACCGAACCUUCGCUAUCAACCGCCUGUAGUUCUCUUGUACAUUUUGGAACGUCUCCUCCAGCUUCUCCGACUGCGCCAAGACCUCCUGCGAAUGCCUGUCAGCAAGUGA
Schizophyllum commune H4-8 is the source of this 483-nucleotide messenger RNA. RefSeq lists its product as uncharacterized. Bases 1 to 483 code for a protein of 160 amino acids. The record is from RefSeq and is a predicted model, not a curated record. NCBI's taxonomy places the organism in Eukaryota, Fungi, Basidiomycota, Agaricomycetes, Agaricales, Schizophyllaceae. The transcript has 4 exons.